GACGAUGGAACCGUUACAAGCCUUUUUCGAGACCAGUCCGGCGGUGACGCUCGGCCGCGAACCUUGAUCCAAAGUGUGGAAAAUCGAAGAAUCGGACGAAACGAGCUCUCGCCUGGACCGGUUCGAUCCUCCAGUUGCUCUUCGACGACGCUCUGACGCGGAUUCACAAACAUUUUCAACGAAUAAGACACGAUAGCCUGAAAUCAGUGAAACAUCUCAGACGUUCACGAAGCACUUUUGCAGUAUUUUUGGAGUAUUUUUUAAGUACUCCCCAAGCACUUUUGGAGUCUGGCGGAUUUGGCACAAGUUUGAGAGUGGAGAUCUCUUCCGCAGUUUGAAAAUUUGAGGAGGCAAUAUGAAGACUAUUGGCUGCCUUUUGGUGCUUCUACUGGCUCGACAGGCUAUUUGCGGAAUCCUUAGGAAUCCACCAGCCUUCUCGAAGCCGGAUUACUCGGAUUCCUAUCUUCCGGCAGCCAUGCAGGUGAUAUUUUACGCCGUCGAACAAUUAAAACUUCUUCGAUCAGAAGAGGCUAUGCAGAGUUCCACCUUCACAGAAAGCCCUUCCACUUCACCCAUUAGCUUCAUAGCCGAAGAUCAACAGACUGCUUCUCAAGAUCCUCCGACCAUAUGCAGUAUCGCGAUAUCCCAAUCCUUGGACGAGUCAAAGGGGGAGGAGGACGAAUCCAAGUCGGAAAACCCGUCGAACGACAAAACAGGAGCAUCGGUGAUUAAGGAAACUUCGAAAAAUAAAACCGAAGAUUCGGCAGUUGAGGUAGAACAAACAACGGACGACAAGUUGAAAGAACCAAGUGCAGAAAAGACACAGGCAGGCGAAACGGGCGAAUCAAACGCGCAAGAAACGGAAAAAGACAAAGUGGAGGGGUCGAAGGUCGAAGAAGUGUUCGACGAUAAGACGGAAGAUUCCAAAGCCCAGGAAACGUCGACCGACGAAAUGGACGAAUCGAAGACGCAGGAAAUCGUGAAACACAAAGCGGACGAGGCUGCUAAGAACAAAGUCGAACAGACGCUAAACGCGAAAAUGGAAGAAACAUCGACGAGGAUAACGGAGCAAUCGAAAACGCAAGAAAUCGAGACAGACAAAGAGGAAGAAUCGAAGACGCAAGAGGCGUCAAAGGACAGAACAGGUGUCUCCAAGGCGGAAGAAUCGUCGAAAGACAGCGCGGAGACUCUGGUGGCGCUGGAGACGUCGAAGCCAGGUGAAAUUGACCAGCAAUCGAUGGAGGAUCCCUCGACGCAGCCAGAGUCGCCAGAGGUGAACGAGGAAACGCCAGAAACCAACUACGCGACGCCGGAGACGAAUUACGAGGAACCGGAACGUGUGCACGCCGUGCAAGAAACGAAUCAAGAAGUCCCCGAGGAGAAUCACGAAUGGAUCUCCUGGUCUCCUACGGGCACGGAAACGAAGCUGGAAACGACGACUGCGUCGAGCGAUCCUGAUGAUUCCACGAGACCCGAAUCGAUCGUUGCGAACGUCGACAAGAAGAAAGAACCGACUAUCGAUAGCGUGGUGCAGGAUGUCUAUCAGAUCUUGAAACCUAAACCGUCCAAGUUCGCAGACGCGGAUCAUUUCGAGGAAUCGAAAAGCGUGGCUGGGAUUCCCAUGGAGAACGUGGAAGAGGAGGAGGACGAGACAAGAUUCACACGUUUAGGCGAGAAGGUGACGCAAGUGCCAAGGCCAAGCCUAAGCAGUUACCUAAGACGUUCAAAGGUGCCACCGAGUGCGACUCUUCAGCAACUCGCCAACCUGUACGACUCGUUGAGCAAAGAUGCCAGGAAGCAGGGAUUCGGGAAAUACACAGGUUUCUCUGACGAUGUUCUCAAUACUCUACAAAGUUCCGCGGAGGGUGGUAUCGGACCACAGCUGAAGAAGAUUCUGUCGAAGCUGCUGGAACGAAACGAGUUGACGAGAGAAGACGCGAGAAUGAGAACAUCGCUGGCUGUUCGAGAUCUCGACAACCCUUCGAGCAUGCUGAACAAAGACCUGAGACCCUUGUUACCCUUGCGUUAUUCCCCAUAAUUCUCGACAUUAACGUAACAUUACAUUAUGACAUGUGUCGAUAAAUGAUUAAUCGAUCGGGAAUUUUUACGCAAUUAUGGGAAGCUUAAAGGUGUAAAGAUAUACAAAAUGCAUGCAUAAUAUGUAAAAAUGCAGGAAACCCGCGUAAGAUUUAUAUGAAAUGGCGAAUUUAAUAUGAAAUAUCGAAAAUAGAAUAGAUGUUAGCGGUUACAAUUAGAACGCGGAUUUUUAUGCGUUUGUGGGAUACUUGAAAUGCAAAAAAUUGCACAGAAUGCAUACGUUAUGAGGAAACAUAUAAAAUGUCCAAGGUACAUAAUAGCGCUUUCCAUAAUUACUUAACGGGUAAAAAACGAUUUUCUACCGAGGUUCUACGUUUUUAAUUAUGCUUUCAAAAAUAUGAAUUUCCGUAGUUGUUGUCUAGUUAUAAUUAGAUCGCGGAUUUUCGUGCAUUUGUAAAUUAAAAUGGAAAUUGAAAAGGAAAUUCAAAUCGCUAAAAACACACAAACUGCGCGAGAUUAAACUUAGGAUGCAAAAUAUUAAAUACCAUUUAUGGGAUUUUCAAAGAUCCGAAAACGCACAGAAUGUACAUAAUAUGCAAAAAUAUACAACAUAUAUAAAAUAAAGUACUCGUUAUAAUAUA
This is a messenger RNA of Bombus pascuorum, 2678 nucleotides long. RefSeq names its product enolase-phosphatase E1-like (gene ImpE3). The record is from RefSeq and is a predicted model, not a curated record. The coding region runs from base 356 to 2038 and encodes 560 amino acids. The transcript is spliced from 4 exons. Lineage: Eukaryota; Metazoa; Arthropoda; Insecta; Hymenoptera; Apidae.